UUGUGCUCUGUUGAGGAAUCUGUAUCGAAAUAAUUGGUUCAACUUUCUUGUCACAAGACAGUCUUACAUGGGCUGAGUGCUGGCUCAUUUGUGAUCUCAUCAUACUACACCCUCUCUGCUUCUGUCUCUGCUCUAUACAUUGUUCCACACUGCAGUGUAUAUUCAUUUUAAACAAGUGGUGUGCAAAAAACACAAGACACCCUUCAGAUGAACAUACUUCAAAAUAUCAGGGGUCAUAUUGUUUCGACAGAUAAGGGUAUGUCACCUCUGUGGGUAAAAACUGUCCGUCAUGGCAAAUAUGUGUAUAUGAACAUGGCCACUACACUGCCAAGCCCCCUUACAACUCAUGUGCUGAAUAUUGCCCAAGGAGUUCCUGGAGCCAACAUGACCAUUAUCCUCUAUCUCCUAGACCCCAUCUCAUCGGUGUGGAACUUACUCACAACAGGGAUAACUAAUGACGAUGGACGGUGUCCUGGAUUGAUUAAAAAAGAUAGCUUCAUUGCUGGUGUGUAUAAACUGCGUUUUGAGACUGGAAAGUACUGGGAUGCCUUGGGGGAAAUGUGCUUCUAUCCAUAUGUAGAGGUUGUCUUCAACAUCACUGACCCUUCACAGAAGUACCAUAUUCCUCUGAUUCUGAGCCGUUUCUCUUACAGUACAUAUAGAGGAAGUUAGUUAAGUUCAUGCAUGUUUCAGUGUCAAUGCACAGGUAAAAAUGUAAUCACUCGUGUGAUAACACUAUGAUAAUGUUCCGUAAUAAAUAAUUUUAAUAAAGCAUUUUGCUGAAGAGUUAA
This is a messenger RNA of Pimephales promelas (fathead minnow), 791 nucleotides long. RefSeq names its product urate (5-hydroxyiso-) hydrolase a (gene uraha). Gene Ontology annotation, molecular function: hydroxyisourate hydrolase activity. The record is from RefSeq and is a predicted model, not a curated record. Gene Ontology annotation, biological process: purine nucleobase metabolic process. NCBI's taxonomy places the organism in Eukaryota, Metazoa, Chordata, Actinopteri, Cypriniformes, Leuciscidae.